UUCAGGUGCCAGGCUGGGACGGGGAUGUGCCCCGUGGACAAAGCCCACAGAAACCAAUGCCAGGCCUGCAGACUGAAGAAGUGCCUGCAAGCAGGCAUGAACAAGGAUGCCGUGCAGAACGAGCGCCAGCCCCGCAGCACUGCCCAAGUCAGACUCAACAGCAUCCCGCUGGACACAGACCUCAAGCCUGCGCACUUGGCCACCACGCGGGAGGCCCCUCCGCCACCCUGCCCUGCCCUGCCAAGCCUUAGGGGCCCCGUCUCCUCUGUGCCGGGUACCCUGGGACCUCAGGCACCCACUCCUCCAAGUAAUCACCGCUUCAUGGCCAGCCUGAUGACAGCCGAGACCUGUGCCAAGCUGGAGCCCGAGGAUGCUGAUGAGAACAUCGAUGUGACAGGUAACGAGCCCGAGAGGACCUCAACUGAGUACCAGAUGUCCCCCUACCCAUCUGCCAGCCCUGAGAGCGUCUAUGAAACUUCUGCCCGCCUCCUCUUCAUGGCAGUGAAGUGGGCAAAAAACCUGCCCGUCUUCGCCAAUCUGCCCUUCAGGGACCAGGUGAUUUUGCUAGAGGAAGCCUGGAGCGAGCUGUUCCUGCUCUGCGCCAUCCAAUGGUCCAUGCCCUUGGAAAGCUGCCCGCUGCUCUCUGUGCCUGAGCUCUCCCCCAACAUCCACGGGAAACUGGUGUCUGCCAGCGUGGACAUCCGCAUCCUGCAGGAAACCAUCAGCCGCUUCAAGUCCCUGACCAUAGACCCCACAGAGUUCGCGUGCAUGAAGGCCAUUGUGCUCUUCAAACCAGAGACACGAGGCCUGAAGGAUCCAGAGCAGGUGGAGAACUUGCAAGAUCAGUCGCAGGUGAUGCUGGACCAACACAACCGGACACACUACCCCAGCCAGCCUGUCAGGUUUGGGAAACUGCUCCUGCUCCUUCCCUCCUUGAGGUUUAUUUCCUCAGACCGGAUCGAGCUCCUCUUCUUCCGCAGAACUAUCGGGAACACUCCCAUGGAGAAGCUGCUCUGCGACAUGUUCAAAAACUGA
Molecule: messenger RNA, 1035 nt
Organism: Trachemys scripta elegans
Lineage: Eukaryota; Metazoa; Chordata; Testudines; Emydidae
Gene: NR2E3
Product: nuclear receptor subfamily 2 group E member 3
Exons: 6
Coding region: 25-1035 (336 amino acids)
Biological process (GO): negative regulation of transcription by RNA polymerase II; cell differentiation; positive regulation of transcription by RNA polymerase II
Molecular function (GO): RNA polymerase II cis-regulatory region sequence-specific DNA binding; nuclear receptor activity; zinc ion binding
Source: RefSeq, a predicted model, not a curated record